CCGGCCCGAGUCGCUUCCCCCCGGGGCCUGGCGCGGGCGAGGGGCCGAGCUCCGUGCGGAGGAAGUGGGGAACCGUGGGGUCCGACCCCGCACGCCAGCUCGCUCGACCGGAAGUGCGCGCGGCUGCAGGAAUUUCUUCAGAAAUGAGUUGCACAAUUGAGAAGGCCCUUGCUGAUGCCAAAGCUCUGGUUGAAAGGCUGAGAGAUCAUGACAAUGCAGCAGAGUCACUUAUUGAGCAGACCACAGCGCUCAAUAAGCAGGUCGAAGCCAUGAAGCGGUAUCAGGAAGAAAUUCAAGAACUGAAUGAAGUUGCAAGACAUCGACCACGGUCCACAUUGGUUAUGGGAAUCCAGCAAGAAAAUAGACAAAUCAGAGAACUGCAGCAAGAAAACAAAGAAUUACGUACAUCCCUAGAAGAACAUCAGUCUGCCUUGGAACUUAUAAUGAGCAAGUAUCGAGAACAAAUGUUUAGACUGCUAAUGGCUAGCAAAAAAGAUGAUCCAGGUAUAAUAAUGAAGUUAAAAGAGCAGCACUCCAAGAUUGACAUGGUACACCGUAACAGCUCCGAAGGGGUCUUCCUUGAUGCAUCUCGGCACAUCCUUGAAGCACCUCAGCAUGGACUGGAGAGGAGGCACUUGGAAGCGAAUCAGAAUGAGUUACAGGCUCAUGUUGACCAAAUCACUGAGAUGGCAGCAGUAAUGAAGAAGGCGAUUGAAAUUGAUGAGCAACAAGGUUGCAAGGAACAGGAACGGAUAUUUCAACUUGAACAAGAAAACAGAGGCUUAAGAGAGAUCCUUCAGAUAACUCGAGAGUCAUUUCUGAACCUUCGGAGAGAUGAGGGGUCGGAGAGUACAUCUUCACUGUCAGCUUUAGUGACCAGCAGUGACAUGAGGCUGCGAGAGAGCUAAAGACAGUAUGAUGCUGCCAUACAUGCUCACUCUGGCCAGCCAUCUGGAGGGCAAGCAGCCUCCCUCAGCUCCACUACACUAUGUACAGUGCAGUGAUGACUUUAGGAAACAACCACCAAAAAAGGGAGGGGAGCAUGGAUAUUGGUUUGACACACUCCAAAACCACUGGAAUUUAAAAUUUCAACCUUAGUUCAUUGGUGAACAGCUGAGUUGAAGAUUUACAGUGGCUACUAAACUUAGCAAGAGCUUUCAGUAGGUAUCCUGGAUUUUUGGAUAAAUGUGAAUAUUCCCAGCAAGUGAUUGAAAAUUCAUAAAAA
Molecule: messenger RNA, 1225 nt
Organism: Suncus etruscus (white-toothed pygmy shrew)
Lineage: Eukaryota; Metazoa; Chordata; Mammalia; Eulipotyphla; Soricidae
Gene: FGFR1OP2
Product: FGFR1 oncogene partner 2
Exons: 7
Coding region: 144-908 (254 amino acids)
Biological process (GO): response to wounding
Source: RefSeq, a predicted model, not a curated record